This is a messenger RNA of Macrosiphum euphorbiae (potato aphid), 720 nucleotides long. Lineage: Eukaryota; Metazoa; Arthropoda; Insecta; Hemiptera; Aphididae. The record is from the annotation of a GenBank genome assembly.
AUGGUCUAUGAACGUAGGGUUGGAGAGUUUUGUUCCCAAAUAAGGAUCAUAUAUAAAGAUGAAAAUAAAAGAAAAAUUAUAAAAAAAUGUCCUGAUGGUAACAAUAAAACUUUAACUGCACUUAGUGGUAUUGAUAAAUUUCGGGUUGAAACACAUCAUGUUAUAGUUGAUAAAUUUUGCUCAGAACUGGACAAAAGAAUAAAUGCAUAUAGUGUAGUGGUUGAAAAUUUUUUAUUCUUGACUAGACUACAUGUUGAGUCUACUAUUGAUGUUGAGAAAAGUGUUAACAAAUUCAUUAAUGUAUAUAAAGAUGAUGUUGAUGGUUCAAUAAAGUAUGUAAUUGUACAUUUCAAGCAGUUUUGGGAUCAGUUAAAAUCAGCAUUUGAUAGAAGUGAUGUACUCAAGAUAUUUGAAUGGAUGACUGAAUGUAAUGUUAUUAAUAUUUUCCCCAACAUUCAUAUUACUUUAAGAAUAUAUCUUACCAUUCCUGUUGCUAAUUGUACUGCUGAGAGAGCAUUUUCGAAGUUGGCCAGAAUUAAAAAUAAAAAUAGACCUUCUCAAACACAAGAUAAUUUGUCAUCAUUAAUGAUUUUAUCAACAGAAAAUGAUGUUCUUCAAAAUUUAAGCUUCGAUAAAACAUUAGAAAUAUUUGCUACUCAAAAAACUAGAAAAAAACUUUUACUUAAACAAUACUUAAUUUUAUUUGUAAAUAUGUAUUAA